This is a messenger RNA of Larimichthys crocea (large yellow croaker), 5790 nucleotides long. RefSeq names its product DIS3 like 3'-5' exoribonuclease 2 (gene dis3l2). Lineage: Eukaryota; Metazoa; Chordata; Actinopteri; Sciaenidae. Gene Ontology annotation, molecular function: RNA binding; 3'-5'-RNA exonuclease activity. The coding region runs from base 202 to 3294 and encodes 1030 amino acids. Gene Ontology annotation, cellular component: P-body. Gene Ontology annotation, biological process: mRNA catabolic process; miRNA catabolic process. The transcript is spliced from 21 exons. The record is from RefSeq and is a predicted model, not a curated record.
UGUGUACUAACUUUGUCCGUGGGGCGUUCGACUAAUUCCAACAUUUCCGACGGCACUCAAACGUAUCACGACUGCUCCCGUUCAUGACGGCAGAGGACGUGAACGCCUCAGCUAGCAUUGUGCUCUGAACUGAACCACAGCUAGCUACGUUACAUAACGUACACGUAGUGACUAAGAGACAGCAUCUUUAAGGAUUGCCAAAUGGAUUCUCCUCGGCAAUCCAAGAAGGCCAACCUGAAUCGAGAGCCAAAGCGCAGCCAGAACCAGUCAAGCACUCCUCCUCAGAAAGACGCCUAUGCCAGGCUCCUCAGCCAGCACAGCAGCAGCAAGUUCAGUCAGUAUCUAGAACAGUAUGCAAAGGAUACCUUUUUCCAAAGGGAAGGACAAGCGCCAAGCACCCUGCCUAAAGCCCAGAGCGACAGGCUGAACAUACCGCAGCGUAAAAGGGACCAAAUGCCCAAUGAUUUCUCUGAUUCGAGUGACUUCUCCCCCUCUUCUAUGAAAAGCAAAGGAGAAGAGAGUUCACUGGCUUUGUACAUGGAGAAGUUAAACACCCGCAGUCCCCAGCAGGACUGUGAAAGGAAGCAGGGUGUGUCUGACAGGCAGCGACGGGGACAGAGAAGGGACACCGCCACCAGCCAGGAUGGAGACAUCGAGUCGGGCGAAGAACUCGGCUCUUUAAAACCCAACGAUUCAAAGAAACAUCAGAAGCAGCAGAAAAAGAACAAGGACUCGAAAGAGACCGACUCAUUCGUCGGACGUCCCCAGUCCCCAAAUAAAGCCAGUGCAAGUGGACAGGAGCAAGAGAAGAUGAAGUCGAAGAAAAAAAACCCGCCAAAGCACCAAGAAGAGGAGAAGAGCAGAGAAGCAGCAUUCAAAAAAGCGCAGCAGCCCCGAGCUUCAAAUGCCAAUUCUCCUGCUGACAAGAGUAAGAACAAAGGAGGCAGAGGGUCAAAGAAACAAGUGUUUGAGUCCUACAUGACAUUUGAGGAGGUUUCCCAUGGUCUUAAAAGAGGAGAACUCAUUCAGGGACAGUUAAGGAUCAACCCAAAGAAAUACCACGAAGCUUUCAUCCCAUCUCCUGAUGACACACGAGAUAUAUUUCUGGAUGGGAUUGUAGCUCGCAACAGAGCGCUCAAUGGAGACAUAGUGGUGGUGGAAAUCCUCCCUCGGGAGCAGUGGAAGGUUGUGAAGUCAGAUACUGACUGUGAGGGCGCCAGUGAGUCAGAAAACACUGUGCAAACCGUACUGAAGAAGACAGCACACACCCCCAGGCCUGAUGUUAAUGUAGAAGACCAGUCUAGCGACCAGGAUGAAGUCAUCAGUAAGAGCACCCUCGCUGACACAGGGGAACCCCUGGAGGACCCUUCAACCCCAAGACCCAACGGGGAAAUACUUCAAAAGACUGCUAAAGUGGUGUACAUUGUUGAGAAGAAACAUUCGAGAGCUGUGACAGGCUUCCUGAAAUUCCUACCUGAUAAGCCUUUUGCCAUGUUCUCCCCUGUGGACCACCGAGUGCCGCGGAUUAACGUUUUCCUUGCCAACUGUCCCGAAGACUUUAGUUCCCGCCCGGGCGACUACACCAACACCUUGUUCAUAUGUCGGAUCACCAACUGGGCGGCCGAUAGCAACUUUGCAGAAGGGCAACUCGCUAAGACUUUGGGUCAGGCUGGAGAAAUCGAGCCGGAGACGGAAGGCAUCCUGAUAGAGUACGAUAUUGAUUUUUCUGAGUUCUCUGAUGAGGUUUUGAACUGCCUACCCAAGGAUCUGCCCUGGAGCAUCCCACCUGAGGAGAUGAGAAAGAGAAAAGACCUGAGGAAGGACUGUAUCUUCACAAUUGACCCUGCUACUGCCAGAGACCUCGACGACGCUCUGUCCUGUAAACCACUCCCUGAUGGUAACUUUGAGCUGGGAGUCCACAUUGCUGAUGUGACUUAUUUUGUGGAGGAAGGCAACGCUCUGGAUGCCAUAGCCAGCCAAAGAGCAACUAGCGUGUACAUGGUUCAAAAGGUGAUCCCCAUGUUGCCUCGGCUGCUGUGUGAGGAGCUGUGCAGUCUGAAUCCUCUCACCGACAGACUUACCUUUUCUGUCAUUUGGAAAAUCACACCAGAGGGAAAGAUCCUGAGUGAGUGGUUUGGCCGUUCAGUCAUUCGCUCCUGUGUGAAGUUGAGUUACGACCAUGCUCAGAGCAUGAUCGAUGCCCCCGAAAAGAUGUUCUCUGCUGACGAGCUGCCACCCGUGGACCCCGAGCACCCUAUCGAUGAGAUCCAUCAGGCUGUGCUCAACCUGCACUCCAUUGCCAAGAACCUCCGGAGUCAACGCUUCUCAGGAGGAGCCCUCAGACUGGACCAGUCGAAGCUAUCUUUCACCCUGGACAAAGAGACCAUGAUGCCUCAGGGCUGCUAUAUUUACCAGUACAGAGACAGUAACAAGUUGGUGGAGGAGUUCAUGUUACUGGCUAACAUUGCCACAGCCCACCACAUCAAACGCAAAUUCCCUGAGCUGGCUCUGCUCAGGCGCCACCCUCCACCCAAGGCCAAACUGGUGGAUGAACUUCAGGAGCUCUGUGACCAGCUGGGAAUCAGCAUCGAUCUGUCCUCUGCAGGAGCGUUGCAUAAGACUCUCAACACUACUCUUGGUGAUGAUGAGUUUACCGCUGCCAGAAAAGAAGUCCUCACCCACAUGUGCUCCAGACCAAUGCAGAUGGCACUGUACUUCUGUUCAGGUGUACUUAAGGAGGAGAAAUUUUUUAAGCACUACGCCCUCAACGUUCCUCUGUACACUCACUUUACAUCGCCCAUCAGACGCUACGCUGAUAUCAUCGUCCACCGGCUGCUGGCUUCUUCACUGAAUUGCGGCCCUCAUUUGGGCCUGUCAAUGAACGAUGUCCAAAAGCAAGCAUCCCACUGUAAUGACAAGAAGACUGUGUCCAAGAGAGUCCAGGAGCUCAGCUCUGAGCUCUUCUUUGGAGUGUUUGUAAAGGAAUGUGGCCCUCUGGACUCUGAGGCCAUGGUGAUGGGGGUGCUGGAUCAGUCCUUCGAUGUGCUGGUUCUCAGAUAUGGAGUGCAGAAACGCAUCUACUGCAAGUCUGUUGUGGGCUUGGACAACUUCCACCAUCGUAAGGUGGGGAAGCAAUCAAUGCUGACUUUGGUGUGGACACCAGAGGACCCAGAGAAACCUCCAGUAGAGCAGGUAAUCUCAAUCUUCACGUUAGUGGAGGUGCAGCUCAAAGCAGACGGUGCACCCAUGAAAUACAGUGCCGUUCUCAAGAGGCCCGAAGAGGAAGAACCAUAAAUGUUUAAAUGCGCUGUAGAGCGCACAAACACGGAAACUGAAUUGCACAUUUUCUUUAGAGGACUGGUAGAAAAAAAAAUGAAGCAGUAUUACUGUGGUAGGCAGGGAGGUCACAGAUCAGGUCAGGGUCAGAGUUCAACUGAAAUUCUCAGCAAGUUUCUAAGUCCUAAGGUUUUGUUGUUUUUAUUUUCACCUCUCUGUUCCAGAGGCCUCUGUUUAUAAUCAUUUAACAUCCCAGGUAUAAAAGGCAAGUUGACUUUCAUUCUUCAGAAGAACAGCCAUCUUGAAAGUGGAACAAAAAUGAAUAAUCUACCAUGGUAUGAUUUGGAAAAUGGUUAGCUAUAUGAUUUGUAUGAUUAAUAGUGAGUGAGUGAAAACAUGUCAAACAUGUACUCGGAUACUAUAUAAGCCACUGAACUUACUCAUUCGUAGACGUUAGCAUUUUUAUGCAAGUGAUCCCUUCUAAUCCCGCCCCUUUAUUCUCUGCUCCAAUAACAGUGGAUCAAGCCUUAGUCCAGUUUCUCUUUUCCUGCACUUCGAUAUAUGUUCUAGACUCUAACUAGCUAACUAAUCUACAUCAGAGAUGGUUUAGAAGAGCACACUGAAGUCUCACUUCCUAUAUCUGUCACAUGGGCUUAGCCACUGCUGCACACCUUUAGGUGACAACAGGCAGGUCCAGAGUCUGUUCACUUCAUCAAAGUGACUUUUUGCUUCAUAGUCACUGAAAAAAACAAACACUGGACUCAUUUUUCACAAGCCACAUAUCUUGAAUAUUCUGACAAUAAAUAGACACUAAAACAGCGUUUUCUGUUAAUAGCAAGCUACUGACAUCUGAUACUCACUAACUUAACUAACUUCUGUGGCUAUCUUUUAGCCCUUCAAAAUCUCGUUAUAUUUUAAACAUAAACGAGCCUAGCGCACAGUAUGUCUUGAGAACAGGAAAAGAGAGAGAUGACUGAGGGAGUUUGCUCAGCUGUUGUUGGAUCACAGAGCUAAAUGGAGAGAUCAGUUUGGUAUGGAUUUCAAACUGAAUCGUGACCCAGGUCUGACUGAACCAAUGCUGCAGUUUUAAUUUGCUGUUGGGUUAUUGUUUUUUUAGUUGUUGGCUUUUUAUGAAGACCGCUUUGAUGUAACAUAACUGUCUGUUGUACAACGGGUGCGAGCUGAAUUUCAUGUCAAUGGCUGGUUUUCCUGAUUCUGAUUUGAGGAGAGACUCAUAUUUGUCUUUGCAGAGCAAUAGAGUGUACCACACUACUGAUUAACAUCUUUCACUGGCUACGGUGGCCAUAAUAUAACUUGUUGUGGUCAGAGUGAGGCUGACCGGGUAAAAUGUAGCAGGAAAAGUAAAAUAGGAAAACAAAAAGCAAACAAAAUAAUAGCUACUACAUGUCACUUUUUUAUUGUGUAUGUAUUUAUAGUAUUUUAUGCAGGAAGAGUUUUCAUAUUUUUCUUGGUUGUGAAUGAAGGACCUCUUCACGGUCUUCAUAUCACAGCCAUGACAUACAGCUCAUAGGACUUACUGGUUAUUAGUAUAAUUAUUAUUAUCAUUAUAGGACAUUUGAUUUAAAUUCUCAGAGAUCUAAUACAUUGUCUAAACUGAGGUUUCAUUUUCUUAAGUGUGCCUGUCAUAAUUUAAUGGAAUAAUUUAUCAACUCAUUGUUAUUGUUUUUAAUACAAAACAUGGGAAUGACUUGAAUGUAAAUUGCUGCUGAAAAUGGUUGGUGGCCUUGAGAUCUUAAUGUUUUUUAUGUUGACUCAUGCUUUAGAGUGCUUCCAACUGAUGUUUGUGUUGUUUUUUUGUUUUUUUUUUAAUGCUCAGACUUGAUUUGUGCAGCACAAAUACUUGAUGGACCUCAAUAAUAUCAACUGUGAAUUUCAGCCUUAAUUUAGUAAAGUGAAAAUACACCUGUAUUUCAAGACAGCUGCACAUUUUUAAAUGAUUUAGGGCCUCUGUUUUUGCUUUGACUGGGAAUGUGCCUUUCUCAAGUUGUCGCUCAUUCAGAUUUUAGUUGAACAGUGCCAUGUAAUGUCAUAAAAAUUAGCUGCUGUAUCUAUUUCAUCCUUUUUGGUUUUCUUGGUUUUCUUUCUUUUCAUAACACAUCUCUUUUGUCAGAAGGAUUAUUUUUAGGCUCGUGUCCAGAUUUCUGAAAGACCACUAAGUAAUGUUUUAAAAUGAUUUUGUUUCACGUGGACUGACAGUUUGUGACUUGAGCUUUAAAUGUAUUUUUAAACCUGUAAGUUAAGUGCCAGUGUCAAGCAAGUCAGCUGUGUUUAUGUGAUAGGGUUAAAAGUUAUUUGUCACAUUUAAAAACGAUUAGGACAAAACAACAAAAAUUCAAGUAUAACUUCAGUGUGUCUUUUGCAAAGUUAUAUUGUAACAUGUAACUUUGACUUUGGUCAGUAUUCAUACUCUGCUAAAACACCAUACAGAGCAAUAGAUAGAUGUCUUUGUCUAAAGCUAAAUAAACACAUACAUGGGACAAAAAGUGACUCAAA